Drosophila virilis is the source of this 5590-nucleotide messenger RNA. RefSeq names its product mediator complex subunit 26 (gene MED26). Gene Ontology annotation, biological process: regulation of transcription by RNA polymerase II; positive regulation of gene expression. Lineage: Eukaryota; Metazoa; Arthropoda; Insecta; Diptera; Drosophilidae. Gene Ontology annotation, cellular component: core mediator complex; nucleus; mediator complex. Gene Ontology annotation, molecular function: transcription coregulator activity. The record is from RefSeq and is a predicted model, not a curated record.
UGAAUCGAUUAGCAUUUGCACAUCUCCAAAUCAAAAAAUGGCGAAUUGUGUUGAAAAUUAUUAAAAAAUAAUUUGAUUGGUACGAUUCCUAUAAAUAUAAAAGCGCAACAGGUGUGUUUGAUAAAAACGCAAGUUUAAUGAUUUAAAUAAAAUUUCAAAUAAGCACAUGUAAGUUAGAACUGUGCGCGUGCGUUAUUGGGCGAGACAUCUAAGUUCUAUUUGCCACUCCCUGGAUCAGGCAGACUUGGUUAUCUGGCAUCUGGCAUAAAUGAACCAAAACCAAAUCCAGCAACUGACCUCACACCUAUCGCAGGCUCUUGAUCAAAACUAUGAUGUCGUUAAUAUGGAGGCGGUUCUCUCUGUUAUUUGUGCACUGGAAGGUACAACGAUCACAAAAGAGCAAUUGGAGGCCACCAGAUUGGCAAAAUACAUAAACCAACUUCGACGAAGAACUAAAAAUGAUCAGUUAGCUCGGCGGGCAAAAUCACUUUUAAAGAAAUGGCGAGAAAUGGUUGGAAUUCAUCAGCAGACUACAAUCGAGCCUCAGCCGCAGCCAUUGGCUCAUUUGUCAUUUAAGCCGAUUGUUGGUACACAUUUUCCAGAAACAGAAUCGAACACAGUUGAAGUUAUGGUAAAUUCAACUCAGUACACUUCGCAAUCCUCGCCGCCGUCUUCACAGCGAGUUAACACUGAUUUACACCCAAACGUCGAUUCCUCUGAGCCACAUCAUAUUAACUUCUCAAGUUUGAUAAAUAAUAAUAUUAAUACUGACAAUCGUGACGACUCUUUAGCAAUAAUAAGCAAGUCGAUAAAACAUCCGAGAACUAUUGAAUCUAAAUCCCAAAAAUCAGCAACAUUUAUAAAUGAGCACUCCUCCAAUUCUGUAUCAAGUGUGAUGGUGGCCAAUGAAAAAUUAAAUGAGACUUCUAUUGUGAUUGACAUUGUCUCUGAUUCCGAUGAAAAUGAUUCGCAAAGUCAACCAGUCAACAAUCACCAAAAACUCGCAACAGUUUCGUCUUCGUUAGCCCUGCCCGCAGUCUAUCCCAGGCCUAAAAAAAUAAAAAAGGAUAAAAAGCGUAAGGAAAAGGAUGGUCGGGAUAAGCCGUCGCAAUUUUAUUUCAAUGAUGGAGUUCCACAACAGCUCACAAAUGCGAAUAGAUCUAAUUUGAAUCGGAUUCCGGUAAAAGAAGGGAGAAUGUCAAAAACAAAUCCAACGGAUCCAGAAAUUUUAUCAUUGUCGAAUAGCUCGAUGAGCUCAAUCUUAUCUGGAGAUGCAUUUUCUGGGAGCUCCCAAAAUCGACCUCGCACCACUGCAGCAGAAUUGACAUUUGCAGGCAGGUUUAAUUCUGUCAGUCGACCGGACACCUCAAAUUAUGUUAACGCUGUGCAAGCAAAUGGUCAGAAAAAGAUUUGCCAAGUUAACGAUCCACCAAGCCUAGACCUGACGAUACCACAAAUGUAUGAUGAUUUUAUUAAUAACGACUCAAGUACCUCUUGCAGUCGAUUAUCGCCGUAUGAGGAGCUAGAGGCAAAGCCGGGUCAAAAUAAUUCAAAGGCAUCUACCGAAGCAACCCCUAAAAAGCGCGGCCGGAAGAAGGGCUCCAAAGGUGUCGAUUCACUUAUUGCCAAGGAGUCAAGUCUUUCCCAGCAAAUUUUGUUUGGUUCUGGUGUUAAAAAAGUAAAAACCACAAAAGAACUCUUCAAUGAUAUGCAAAGUAGAAAGCUAAGUAUUUCAUUCAAUCGCGGCGAUUCAUUACCAGCAGUUGCGAAUAAGAUUACAAAUACAACCACACUUCGGAAUCUGGAAUCCCGAUCUUUAAUAGCCAGACCAACAUCAUCUUGUUCAGAAACAUCAAUCCACUCACCCCAUACAUUGGAAGCCUACUCAACAAAUGUUUCUCAAGCAGGAACAGAGAAACUUUCAAAUAUACUAGAAGGUAUACUAGAGCCUGGAAACACAGAUAGUGAUACGAUUACAUCGGAGCCUUCACGGGACAGCAUGAAAUCACGAAACAUUAAGAGAAUGAAUUCUUUGGAUAGCAACAGUAAUUCCCUUCAGACUACAUCGGUUUUAACAUCGUCAAAAGAUUAUAACGAUGUGACAACGCAGCUAAUGCAUAUGGUUCACAAUUUAAAUAGCCCGCUAAGUGUUAACGAGACUGAAAAGCUAUAUCAGGCUCAAAUUGUGCCAUGCACUUGUAUUGUUGUUGAAGAUAUACCAAAAGAGUCGUCCGCACAUGAUAACAUUGAUCACUCAGAUAUGGAAGCAGAUUCGAUAAACAAGGCUACAUGUGAUAUUGAGACUGUCCGAGACAAAAAGCACAGUGAGCAACCAUCGUUGAAAACUGAUAAUUGCGAUGUUGAAGAAGCUCCGCUUUUGAUUUCUCAAAAACCAAUUAAGUCCAUUUUUGAUUUAGACUUUGAUGACGAAGACGAUCCAUUGCAAUCAAUUAUAAAAAAUAUUUCGUUACCAGAGUCAAAUUUAAAACAGGACCCGGAUGAUUAUAUUAAAUCGAGUUUCACUGUUAGGUCGCUUACUGAAGAAAAUAAAGACUUAAAAGUUGUCAGUGACAGUUAUCUAGAUCAAGAAGCUAGCAAUAUAGUGUUAGAACCAAUUUCUGUUUACACUGUAUAUGAAGACCCUGACUGCGUUGCAAAACAAAGGUUUGAUGUGCAAACGAAUGAUGUUACCAAUUUUCAUAUAAAUGCAUUACACAACUAUUACAUACCAAACAUUAACGGCAAUUGGAAUAGCAUUGAUUCCUCUAUUGUUUUAACGACAACAGUAAUGAAAUUUCUACAGUCAUUGGAAUCAUACACAGUAACCGAUGGCGCCGACGUUGUUCCAAAAUAUGGCUCGCUCACAUAUGAACGUAUACGUAAGGAUCUAAGCUAUCUUAAAUUUGAUAGAAAUUGGAAAUCGAAAAGUUUUAAAUCGUUUAUACCACCGUUUUUGGGUGUUGCCAAAUGUUUACCAACUUGUCGACUGGCAGCAAAACGGCUGAAGGAUAAAACGAAAGCAUUGUCCACAACUAAAAGUGUCGAGACGAUAAUCAAACUUGAGGAACCUGAAAUAAUUAUUAAUUAUUUUGAAAAAAAUAAAGGAAGCCCCAGUCCGCUAAGAGUUGAAGUCGAUGCAAAUGGCAAUAGCGGUGAAAACCAAGCGCAAACACAAUCUUCUGAAGAUGACCCUUUAAUGAAUAAUAAUGCCACUCUUAGUUUUAAUUUGCUUAAGUUGGUAAAUAAUAAUGAAGGUCGCAAAAGUAUCGUAGAUGAUCAAGUAAAUAGUAAGCCAACAAUCGAUGGGUUGGAUAAUCGAAAAGGCAUUCGCUGCAGUAGCGACAGCAGCUGUAGUAAUUCCAGCUUACAAUUAACACAAGAUUCAAUAAAUGAAAAACUAAGAAAUCAAAGGAAUCUAUCGCUUACCUCAGAGCAAUCGCAAUCGGAACGUAAUGUCGAAAGAAAUAGGAAAAAGCGCAGAAAAGCAAGGCAUGCUGAAAGCAACGAUGGCAUAGACUUUGGUAAUAAUAUAGAGAUUGCUAAUACAUCAAUAGACGAAAAACCACUUAUUAAACGCAUUAAAAUUGCCAUUAACGGAAAUGUCGCCACUCAAAGACAGAUAUCAGGCAUAAGUAGCAGCAACAAUAGCAGCGAUGACGAGCAUGACGACGAGGUAGGCGGUGAAGCACGAAGCGAAGUGAGCGACCCAGAAGUUGGAUACAAUACUUCUGGUUACUCUCAGAUAGGUCUAGCUGCAAGCGAUGAUGAACAAGAGUCAAACAGAAGCCAUUCAACUACAAUCGAUAGCAUAGCGGCGGACGACGAUGGGCAUUUGGAAAACGAAUAUGAAAAUAGCAAUGAUGAAGAAUAUGCAAUCGUGCAAAGGCCUAUGGUUGGUGUGGCUAACAAUCACAUUGUGUUGACAAUAAAAAAAACACCCAGUAAAAUGAAUUCUCCAGUUAAUUCAAUAUCAGCAAUCUCUCCGAAUGUUGGUCAGGCAAGCGCUUCUGUUGCCGGUACCCUUGAAGCUCACACUUCUAAGAAUGCCCACUUUGCAACAACCAAUACCGAUAGCAAAAUUGAAUAUCCCGAAACGGAAAUAAUCGGCGAAUAUCAGCGAAAAUUCUCUCUGGCACCGAUGGUAUUCUGUACCGAUGAAUUGCAUAGAUUAGACCCGGACAGACCGUUCCUGACGUCAAAUACCUGCCAAAAUAAUUUGAAAACAAGUUACCAAUAUUGUCGUCGUCGUCGUCGUCUUCGAUAUCGGCGCCCUCGGGAUUUAAUAUGCCCGAAGGAAACCAUAGAUAUAGAACUAAAACAUUUAUUUAACAAUGUUACCCGAAGUACCCAAAUGUUGUUAAAACCACAUCGAAAAUUAUUUUUCGCAAAUGAAUUAUGUAGGCAGGACGGCGCGGGGCGAAAAGAACGAAUUGUUAAUUAUAGCAGCAGCAGCAGCAGUAGUAGUGGCAGUUGCACAUCAAAUGAUGAAGAUGACAGCGAUCCAGAAGAGAAAAGCAAGCGAGAGCGAAAGCGAUACUCAGCGUUGUCUGAGGACACUGAAAAAUGUCAAAUUGCCGUUUCAAAAACACAAAAAUUAAAGAAUGAGACUGACCCGAAUAUUGCAGCUAAAAAUAUUAAUGACCAAGAGGACCUGUACUUAUAUUCAGAUAGUGAUGAAUCAUUAAAUACUGGUGAAUUUGGGAAUCAACAUAAUGAACUGAAUGAUCCAAAGCUAAACAAGCAGGAUGAAUUACCAUUACAUAACAAUGGUAUGUUGCCCUCGUUCAAUUUCAUUUAUAAUGAUCAGCAGUUAAAAGCUUCGGCUAAUGAGGUAAACGAGAAGGCCUUCGAAAAGCCAUCGUUAAAACUACUUCAAAUUCAGAAUUGUGAUGAUGUCAAUGUAUGCUAUAAUAACAUUAACAUAAGUGUAAUUAAAUCACAUAGUCUAGGUUCUGUUAAGCCCAUCAAUGAUGAUGACAAUGGAAAACAAUGUGUCAUUAAUAAUUUAACUUCGGAAUCGUUGGAAAAAGCUAAAAAUUGUAAUCCAAUUUAUACGGAUGUCUCGUCUGAGUUAAUGCUAUCGCAACCGGCUAUUGAGUAUAGAACUGGCAUUCGAGCUGUUGUCGACGACGCUCCCAGUAAAUACGGCGUGAAUACAACUCAAAUCCAACAGUUCAAGGAAUGGCACGAAGUUCUUCAGCUUCAAUCCUAUAAUAAUGAACCAUUGAUCGUUUUGCCAUACGUUGUGCUUGAAUGAAUAAUUUGAAUAUGACAAUACGUGGGGAUGUGCGUGUAAUCAUGUAUAACCGAAUAAUUGAACCAUUUAUUAUUUGGUAAGUCUGUAGCAUCUGUAGCGUUUGGAUCAUAAAAGUAAACUGUGUGAUAGGAGGUUUUCAUACCAAUAUAAUUAAAGAGCACCAUAGAUAUGCUUGAGAUGAUUCGAAAGUAAAAUAAUUAUAGGUAUUUUCUGCUGGCCCUACCAUUUAAUAUAAAUAUGUGAAUCAACUUUGAAAUCAAUUAAUUUAAGGCGAGUCACUAUCAUUCUGUACUUUUUUUGUUGACUCUAUUAAUAAUAACCAAUAAUUUUGUU